AGUAUCAGCGCACACAGCAGCCGCAGCGCGGUGAGCGAGAAAACCGAUCGAAACACCGUCGAAAUAGAUAUUGAGCGAAGGGAGAAGCAGCACGAAAAAGAAGAAACAAAAUACAGUUUUGUAUGCACGAAAUAUAAAUAUUUCGGCUUGUGUUCGGUGUCGGUGUCGUUGUCAGGAGUCUAUUGUUGUUUUGCAGCCGUGUGACGUCUAUUUUUUUUCCUUCUGUUCAUCCUCUCUCGCCUGUUGUCACUCACUUUCGCAUGCAAAACAAUAAUACGGAAUUCAGUAGCAGUAGCAGCGAACAAAAAAAAAAUUGCUCGUUUUUUUCGGCCCAUUCUAUCAAGGAGACAAGAGAAAGAGAGAGAGACAGUGAUUUUACAAUUCGAGUCGAGAAAAAUAAUUAUGUAUUUUCGGUCAUUGUCAAUCGGUAUUUAAUAAUCGCGUGGAACGAUCAAUAAAUUGUGUGUGCUGUGUGCCGUUUGGUUGUGGAUAGUUUUGUUUUUAUUUAUUUCUUGUGUCGUUAGGUCCAAUAAAAGUGAAGUGCCUUCAAAAAUGCGAAAGAAUCGGAUGUUCCAUUGCACAAACAGUGUGUAUUGACAACACGCAUUAAAUCAGAAAGGGAGAGAGAGAGAGAGAGCGAGGCGUUUUCGAAGGAAUUUCAUUGGAUUUGUUCUUGGUGUUUGGGAGCAGGGUUUUUCCCCCAAAAUUCAUUGAAAUGCGCCGUACAAAAUGCGAGCAUCAAUUUUCCAAGGACUCUCUUACGAUUCAAGAGGUUUUCAUGUUAUUUAUUUGGGUGUUUUUGUAAUGUUCAUUGAUUCAGUUUGAUUUUUGGAUGCUGUGUGUUUGCUGGCCAUUAUUGCAUACUGUGUAUACAUUUACUCCGAGUCGUCACUGCAACCAAAAACAAAACGAACAAUUCAGCAUCAGGUGGAGGAGAAGAAAGUGGAUUAGUAGUUGUAACAUAUUUGCAAGCAAAUUCAAUGUACACAUUUGGAAUAGAAUCAAUGGUGUAAACGUUUUGGCUGUGUGUAACAAUCGCCAUCUGUCGAUAUAUUAAACAAACUAAACGUGCAUAAGUACACACGCGCUCGCUCGCCCGUUUGCUCGAGUGAAACGCAGCCUAUCUCGUGUGGUGGGCAGUGAAUUAAUCGUAAUGAGUGUGUCAUCGGAUGUGUCGUUAGCACAUAACUCACCGUUAGCCAUUAACUGAAUUUGUUCGUCUUGGAAAUAUCUCGCGAAAACAAUCAAUAAACACACGUUCAUUGACACACAACAACAAGCAAAUAAAAGAAAAGCGAAGCAACUACAUAGUAGCGAAACAUGACUAGCAAACAAGCAGCGAAUUAAUCGAGUCGAGCCCAUGAAGAGAGCAAAUAAACAAUCGCCAGGAUAUUACAUAUAUACACCGUUUUUUUCCUCCUCUUGUUAUUGUUGCUGCAGAAAAAAGGAAACCGAUUUGAAUAUGUAGAAAAAAUUGUUUAUGUUCAACACAUUGCACAGACAGCAACAAGAGUAGUGAAUUUGAAAAUUUCGCCUUCGUCUCUGAACAAAAGUUUCGAUUUGAGAAAUGAAAUUGAAUUUAGAGUGUAAAUUAUUGGAUGAUUGCAUUAAUGAAAGUGUCGACGUUGGUCAUGCCUUCGAUAUGAUGAUUAUACUGAUGUAAAACACGAUCACCUGAACGAAGUCGCAACAUUUUUUGGGUCCCUUGUGUUGUUUCUAGUUUUUAUGAAGACUGUGCCUGAUACCCUUCACACAUAAUGAUCUCGGUUCGACGACAGAAAAAAAAACAAAAGAUGAAAUAAUUUGCAUACAUAAAUUAAAUUUGGAGAUAAAUUUUCAAGUGAUGACACUUAAACAAUAAAAUGUCAACGUGAUAAACAGUAGUUCGACUGAACAAAAUAAAAUAGCGAAAAACUCAUAUUUUGAAUGAGUGAAAACGUGCAAAUCGACAUUUAGCAACGAAAUCGAGAGAGAGACGAACAAAAAGCUCGUCCAUUCAGACCGGUUCAAAGAUGAUGUUUUCUGGCUUAAAGAAAACGGGCAUCACACAGAACAGCAACAAUGGCGUGAGGAAACGUGAACGAUAUCCAGAGUCAAAGACAAACAAACCAAAUGCUCAGAAUCGAAAUAAGAAUCCUUCGAACGACACUUAUAAUUCAGCGUCCUUACCACGGAAAACCGUCCAGAAUAUCAACAACAACAACAUCAGCAACAACACUAACUCUACUUUACCCUCAUAUUUAAGGCACGGCGGAGGCGCUCCACGAUCCAACGAUGAUGUUGGCGCCGCCGGCACCAGUUCGAAUUACAGAGAUAGCAUUGCCUCGACGAUGAAAUACCGAAGCAGCAUAUCGGAUCUUGGUGGCAGCAGCUCAGCCCUAGUUCAAUUCACAAAUACUCGAAUCAAAAGUAUCACCAACCGACGUGGCGCCGUUAAAUAUCAGAAAACACAUGACAUCAAUGGACACAAAUUUGUGGCGAAAUUUUUUCGACAGCCAACUUUUUGCGCCUUUUGCAAAGAGUUCCUAUGGGGAUUUGGAAAACAGGGAUAUCAAUGCAAUACAUGUCAGACAGCUGUUCAUAAAAAGUGCCAUGAGAAAUUGUUGGGCACAUGCUCUGAAUCUGGUUUCAACUCAGAAAGCACAAUUUAUCUGAGAGAGCGAUUUAAAAUUGAUUUGCCGCAUCGAUUUCGAGUGCAUACAUUUAUGUCGCCAACAUUUUGUUUUCAUUGUGGUUCAUUGUUGUAUGGAAUUUUCCGGCAAGGACUCAAAUGCGAAGGUAUUUUCUAUGGUCGAAUAACAACUUAUUUUACCCUGAUUUAUCCAUAAUCAACAACUUUCAUUCUAAAUCGAAGACCAAAAAAUAGUUACGCCAUCAGUUUGUUAAAUUUGAAUUAGUUGUAUGCAAAUUUGGCCACCAUGAAAACGAAAACGUGUCACAUCGGUUGAAAAAUAAUCGAAAUCUAAAUUAAUCUUGGCUGAAUGAUCUUCUUGAAAAUUUAUGUGCCAUCCCAUAUCCGGUGGCUAGUUUUAAUCCCAACAAACGGGAGCAAAGUUCGUAACCAAUUAGAAAAUGGGCAUGGAAAAAUGGUUGCAAUUAAUGAGUUUGUUUAUUUCGUUCAAAUUAUUAAUAUAAAAAAGUUGAUAUAUGUAGCAAAAAUAUCAUAUAAUUUAUGAGUCUCUAUAUAUUGUUACAGAAAAAAAAACAUUCGAAUUUUAUCUCAAUUCCAAGCGAAUGAAAGAAAAAUGAUAAUUUUCUUUCUAUAUCACUGUCUUUCUCUUAGUUGGAUGAAUUAUGGAAAUGUAUCAAUGUGCUUGCUUACGUGCGAAAUAAAUUUUCUUCCGUUGUACGUUGUACGGAACCCAAGCCAAAAUAACGUACACAAACCAUUUUGUUAAAAAUAGCAGCUCAGCAUUCUUCUGCGUUUAUUUGUUUCAGUUUUCUUUUUCAGUGUUGUAUUGAGCAUUUUUGGCCUUUCACUUUCAAUUUGUGUGAUGUUUUGUUUCGUCAAACAAUGAAAUGCGUCAAAGCACAAAGACGCGCGCGCUUUAGAGAGAGAGGGUGAGAGCACGAGCCGUUAGGUAGAAUCCGAUUGUGCCACUCUCAGAAUGUGCGUGAACAUCGUCAUCGUAGGUGAUUAUUUUUGAUAUGUGAUCGUAUGUCAUGUGUCGUUGUUGAAAAAUUACGACAUGGGCAUUUUUGUCAACUGUUUCUGUUGUUUUUGACACCCGAAAAACUUUCCGAUUAGAUCGUUUAACAUGUCAUUUUUCUAAACACCAAUAAUCUCGUGUCACCGCAUUGUCCAUGAUGAAGACACCAAGAAAAGCCCAUAUGAAUUAUGAAAAUGUGUCGAAAGAUUUCGUGUGUGUCUCUUUUCACAACGACUUCGUCCAAAAUAAAAUGCGAUUAUUUAAAGUUGCAUAUUUUCUUGUGUCGAAUUUUGGUGAAAUAAUAAUAAAAAAUUGUGGGUUCAAAUGUUGGUCUCGGAGCUUGAUAAAAUGCAAGGAAUUUUUGGCUCAUUUUUUAUGGCUUUGCGCGGCUAACGAUAACGUAUGGACGCGUGAUAAACAUCCAAAUCAUAAAAUAUAUACGAUGCAUGAUUGCUUAUGAGGUAAAUAAAAUAUAUUCUAUCAAGUGGCAUAGGUUUUUUUCUUAAUUUUGCUACUUCUUCAAUCUCGAGGUAUCCGUUAUUUUUCGAAUUUUCUCUUUUUUCGGCUGAAAAUUGGUGAAAAAUUCUGAGCGACAAAAAUACACGGGCACGACAAAGCGAGUACGGUUUCGCUUUCGCUCUCGUGACGAUAGAAUAUUUUUUUCAAAAGAGAUAAGAUAGAGAAGCGACCGACCGACCGACUUAGGCAAAUAUAUAAAAUGUUGUAAUCAACUAAUUUAUGGAUAUAUUUAUAUUUAUCAGCCGCCUCGAGUUCGUAGCGUGUAUUUGAUUUCAUGUGUCGAAAAGAAGACGGACGAGAGAGAGAGAGAGAGAGAGAUAGAAAGUGAAAUUAAGCCUGCAUCUCCAAUGUAUGCUCUUUUUUGGUGCUCCUGUUCCUAAAAUUACGAAAUGACCUCAAUUCGCCUUUUUCGACUUUUUCGCAUUGCAAUGCGCAAAAACAAAAGAUACACACUGUACAUUUUCGGAUGAUUUUCUUCGCCAAUCGAAACUCAAUGAAAGUGAAUAACAACAAAAGAAAACACAAGUCGAAAUCAGAGCCCCGUCGUCGUUCGAGCAUCUGUUACAUUUCGACGCACAACAAAAGCGUCAGUAGUUUUCUCUCAGCGAUCGGUCGAUAUACUCUACUCGCUCUAUACAGCAACUAGAUAUGUGCACCUGUAGAUCUUAGUAGCGAGCCAAAACUCCUUUGAUCUCGUAUAUUUUGGAUUGGCGAUACACAUACGCUUUCUUCUUCUUCUUCUUCUUUUUCUUCGGAGAAACACUUAAUUCAUUCAGAAUAAACUUCGUUUUAUCUUUUUUCCACGAUAUUUUUAUAAGAUGUUUCGCAUUAAGCUGCGCGGUCUCAUUUUUCUGUUAAUGGCCAUUCAUAAAUUUGAAUAAAAUUGCUCUUUACUUCUUUUUUUAUUGAGCUUUCGGCCUGCGCAGCGUGAUGAAUGGGAUUGGAUGACACAUCGAAUUAUGUUCGUAAAAUAACAACUUGUAAAAUUGUGAUUGCUCCAUUUUUUGAUCUAUAAAAACUGGCUUCAGCCGGUUCGAUUGCAACGAAGUGUUUUUUUUGGGUUAGAUUUCGUGAUUAUUACGGUUGGGUGUUGAUUGAGUUGGUUUUCGAAGUGGUUUCUUUUUAAUGAAAUCAUUGAACUCGUCCAGAGUUUUAUUCUCAAAUUCGAACCGUCACACAUUUACAUUUAAACCUAAUGAGUAAAAUCAAGAGGGAGUCAGAUAGAGAGAGAGAGAGAGAGAGAGAGAGAGAGAGAGAUGUAAAGAGAAGUCGCACGUAAACAGUGUUGCAACUCAGCUGAGAUCAUGAACAUUUCGUACGAAAAUGGGCCGUUUUAUUACUUGAUACUGAAUUGGAAGUGGCAGCAAACAAAAUAUGUGCACUCAACGAAUACACAUUGUGUUCACUUUGUCACCGUCAUAUCAGUGAUGGGCAGUGCUUAUGUGCUCUUUUGGCCUUGCUUACGUCGAAUGAAAUAUGGUUGCCCGAAUUCCUGAUUCUAAGAAUACAGAAACCCAUUGUGCAAGCGAAUUGUGGAUUUAUGGCAACAGAAAAAAAAUCGCCUGAAUUUACUACCCAUGUUGUAGUAAAUUCAAAUCUCCCGUUUAAAACAGUUCACAGACAAUGUUUUUCUGUGGUUUGAUAAUGAUUUGUUUAUUUAUCAAUUCAAUUUCAUAUUUAGAAUUUUCGCAGUGUUAACGAUUUGCAAAUGGCAAUCGAUUUAAAAACCCAACUGAGUAACACAGAAGUGUUGUUGUUGUUUCGAUCGAUAGUUUGGCAGGAAGUGAGCAUGAAUUUAGCUACUACUCCAUGCUGAUCUCAUCACAUUUUCCAAGAGAAAAAAAAAAGAGAAACGAUAACCCAUUUUCUGCCGCAAAGUCAAAUUCGAUUCGCAGUCCAAGUGUUUUCA
Sitodiplosis mosellana (orange wheat blossom midge) is the source of this 6078-nucleotide messenger RNA. RefSeq names its product putative protein kinase C delta type homolog. Gene Ontology annotation, biological process: protein phosphorylation. Gene Ontology annotation, molecular function: protein serine/threonine kinase activity; ATP binding. Lineage: Eukaryota; Metazoa; Arthropoda; Insecta; Diptera; Cecidomyiidae. The transcript has 7 exons. The record is from RefSeq and is a predicted model, not a curated record. Bases 2013 to 2828 code for a protein of 271 amino acids.